ACAAAAGAACAUGUCACGGGGUGACCGUGGGUGCUUUCAAAACCGCUUGCAGCUGGUGUGUAAGGAGGCUUUCUUUCACUGUUUCUCGUCGCAGUGGGUUUUGGAGAGGAGGAGAAGAAAGGAAGAAGAAGAGUAAGAUGGGGACGGUAAUAAAAGAGAGAGGGAGCUCUUCUUUAUGGACAAUCUUUGUGCAUGCAGACCGCGUAGAUAUUUUGCUGAUGACUCUUGGCUUUUUGGGUGCUGUUGGUGACGGUUUCUCCACGCCGCUCAUGCUCUUCAUUACUAGUCAGAUUAUGAACAAUCUGGGUGGUGCCUCUCACUCCAGUCCUGACUUCACUCAAAAAACCAACAAGAAUGCUGUGAGUCUAUUGUACCUGGCGUGUGGAUUAUUGGUGGCUUGCUUCUUAGAGGGGUAUUGCUGGUCGAGAACGGGAGAGCGACAGGCAUCGAGAAUGAGGGCCAGAUAUCUAAAAGCAGUGCUAAGACAAGACGUGGGAUACUUCGAUCUCCAGGUGGCAAGCACUACAGAGGUCGUCAUAGGCGUCUCUAAUGACUCAAAUGUCAUCCAAGAUGUUCUCAGCGAAAAGGUACCCAAUUUCGUGAUGAACGUCGCAACAUUCAUAGGGAGCUAUGUAGUGGCAUUCCUCAUGCUGUGGAGGAUGGCGUUGGUAGCAUUCCCGUUCGUGCUGCUUCUUAUCAUACCGGGGCUGAUGUACGGUCGGAUGCUGAUGAGCCUGGCUAGGAAGAUACGGAAUGAGUACAACAAGGCAGGGAGCAUCGCGGAGCAGUCUAUCUCGUCAGUUCGAACCGUUUACUCCUUUGUGGGGGAGAGGAAGACCUUGGCCGAGUUCUCCGCGGCCUUACAAGGGUCGGUGAAGCUGGGUCUCAGGCAAGGCCUGGCCAAGGGUUUAGCUAUUGGAAGCAACGGCAUCACGUUCGCCAUCUGGUCUUUCAUGGCUUGGUACGGCAGCAGGUUGGUUAUGUACCAUGGCGGGAAAGGAGGGAGCGUCUUUGCUGUUGGUGCUGCUAUUGCUGUUGGAGGCCUAGCACUGGGUUCGGGACUUUCCAACGUCAAGUACCUCUCUGAAGCUUCAACGGCCAGCGAGCGGACAAUGCACGUAAUGAAUAGAGUUCCCAAGAUCGAUCCUGAAAACAUGGAAGGAGAGAUUCUCGAGUCGAUAUCAGGAGAGGUGGAAUUCAAGAACGUGGAGUUCGCCUACCCAUCCCGUCCCGAUACGAUCAUCUUCCAUAGCUUUUGCCUGACGGUCCCUGCUGGAAAGGCAGUGGCGCUGGUGGGUGGAAGCGGUUCAGGGAAAUCGACGGUGAUAGCUUUGCUGCAGAGGUUUUACGAUCCUCUGGGAGGAGAAAUACUGGUGGAUGGGAUCAAUAUCCAGAGGAUACAGCUGAAAUGGCUACGAUCUCAAAUGGGGUUGGUAAGCCAGGAGCCAGCCCUGUUCGCGACGUCCAUAAAAGAAAACAUCCUCUUCGGGAAGGAAGAGGCAACCAUGGAAGAGGUCAUAGCUGCUGCUAAGGCAGCUAAUGCUCAUGACUUCAUCUCCCAGUUGCCACUCGGAUACGAUACUCAGGUGGGCGAAAGAGGGAUUCAGAUGUCUGGAGGCCAGAAACAAAGAAUAGCGAUUGCAAGGGCAGUACUGAAGGCACCACGAAUCCUUCUCCUAGACGAGGCCACCAGCGCACUAGACUCUGAGUCGGAGAGGAUCGUUCAAGAAGCGCUGGACAUGGCCGCAGUUGGUCGGACCACCAUCAUGAUUGCACAUCGCCUUUCCAGCAUCCGUAAUGCCGACCUGAUCGCAGUCGUCCAAGGUGGUGAGGUCAUGGAAACCGGCUCCCAUGAUGCCUUGAUUCAGAACGAAGACGGGCUAUACACUUCACUCAUCCUACUCCAGCAAACAGCAACAGCAACCCAACAACAAGAAGGUGAAGAAACCUCAAUAGGCCGCACUUUCAGCAGCCGAAGGCUAUCAGCUGCAAGCAGAUCCAGCUCGGCCAACUCAUUUUCAGCAGCGGGAAAUCAGCAUCGAACAUUUGGAGAAGAAGAAGAAGAAGAAGAAGACAAUGUAGACAAAAAGCAAGCAUCUGCAGUGCCGAGUUUCAGGAGAUUACUGCUGCUGAAUCUGCCUGAAUGGAAACAGGCAAGUUUGGGAUGCAUGGGUGCGGUGGCUUUCGGUGCAGUGCAACCAAUGUAUGCAUAUGCAAUGGGCAGCAUGAUAUCUACCUAUUUCUUGAAGGAUGAUGGGGAGAUCAAAUCCAAGACGAGGAAUUAUAGUCUUUUCUUUAUGUCCUUGGCCUUCUUUUCCUUCUUCGUCAAUAUCAUACAGCACUACAACUUUGCAGCAAUGGGUGAAUAUCUUACAAUGAGGAUAAGGGAGAGAAUGCUGUCCAAGAUCCUCACCUUCGAAGUGGGUUGGUUCGAUCAGGAUGAGAAUUCUACAGGAGCCGUAUGCUCUAGGCUGGCCAAGGAUGCCAAUGUGGUAAGAUCAUUGGUUGGAGAUCGGAUGGCUCUUGUCGUGCAGACCUUCUCUGCAGUCAUCAUUGCUUGGACAAUGGGUCUGAUCAUCGCUUGGAGGCUGGCCCUUGUAAUUAUUGCUGUCCAACCGAUCAUCAUCGUCUGCUUCUAUGCCAGGAAGGUCCUCCUCAAGAGCAUGUCCAAUAAGGCGAUCAAGGCCCAAGACGAAAGCAGCAAGCUCGCUGCGGAGGCUGUUGCCAAUCUCCGAAUUGUCGCUGCCUUCUCUUCCCAGGGAAGGAUACUCCGCAUGUUCGACAUGGCCCAGGACGGGCCGCGUAGGGAGAGCAUCAAGCAGUCAUUGUUCGCCGGGCUCGGCUUAGGUACCGCUCAGAGCCUUAUGAUAUGCACAUGGGCGCUCGAUUUCUGGUACGGAGGAAAGCUCAUUGCUGAUGGCUACAUCUCAGCAAAGGCAUUGUUCCAGACAUUCAUGAUCUUGGUGAGCACUGGCCGAGUCAUUGCUGAAGCAGGCAGCAUGACCACUGACCUGGCCAAGGGGUCUGAUGCAGUGAGGUCCGUCUUUGCAGUGCUCGAUCGCUACACCCAUAUUGAGCCGGAGGAUCCAGAUGGUCGCCGCCCCAAUAAACUGACCGGCAAUGUGGAGCUUAGGGAUGUCGACUUCGCCUAUCCUGCAAGGCCCGAUGUGACUAUCUUCAAGGGCUUUUCCCUCAACAUCGAGGCUGGCAGAUCGACGGCGCUUGUGGGUCAGAGUGGGUCAGGCAAGUCAACCAUAAUUGGGCUGAUUGAGCGGUUCUACGACCCCACGAGAGGGACAGUGAGGAUCGACGGAAAGGACAUAAGAUCGUUCAAUCUAAGAUCGAUGCGGAAGCACAUUGCGUUGGUGAGCCAGGAGCCGACGCUGUUCUCAGGGAGCAUCCGGGAGAACAUAGCUUAUGGGAUGGAUAUGGUCGGUGAGAUGGAGAUCAUGAACGCAGCCCGGGCUGCCAAUGCUCACGAAUUCAUCAGUUGCCUCAAGGAUGGCUACGAUACAUGGUGUGGAGAUAGAGGAGUACAGCUCUCAGGCGGGCAGAAGCAGCGGAUUGCCAUUGCUCGAGCACUCCUGAAGAACCCAGCCAUACUUCUGUUGGACGAGGCGACGAGCGCACUGGACAGCCAGUCAGAGAAAGUGGUGCAGGAGGCACUCGACAUGGUGAUGGUGGGACGGACGAGCGUGGUGGUGGCCCACCGCCUCAGCACCAUCCAAAACUGCGAUGUGAUUGCUGUGCUUGAACACGGAGCGGUGGUGGAGAAAGGGACCCACGCAUCCUUGCUGGCCAUGGGUCCAAAGGGUUCCUACUUUUCCUUAGUCAACCUUCAACGCCCUACCACACACAAUUCGUGAAUCUACACUUGCUCACCCUUUUUCAUGCUUGGUUUUGAACUGAGAAAACAGAGCAGUGGAGGGAAAAUUGGAGUUGAGAAUAACGCUCCGAAGCUUUGUUUUCUUGACCAGAAAUAAACCUAUUACAGGAAAAUAUAUGUAUAUUCUAAGGUUUUACCAAAUAUAACAGAGGAGUAUAGUUGGGAAAAUGUAUACGAAAAUACUCUCUCAAUGAAGACAAAAACUUUGAUACUAAGGCAGAUUGUGAUGAACUUUGAAAUUGCUCACAUGACAUUCAAGCAA
Molecule: messenger RNA, 4148 nt
Organism: Magnolia sinica
Lineage: Eukaryota; Viridiplantae; Streptophyta; Magnoliopsida; Magnoliales; Magnoliaceae
Product: ABC transporter B family member 15-like
Exons: 7
Coding region: 138-3866 (1242 amino acids)
Biological process (GO): transmembrane transport
Cellular component (GO): membrane
Molecular function (GO): ATP hydrolysis activity; ABC-type transporter activity; ATP binding
Source: RefSeq, a predicted model, not a curated record